This is a messenger RNA of Sorex fumeus (smoky shrew), 4398 nucleotides long. It is a transcript of the gene COG3, whose product is annotated as component of oligomeric golgi complex 3. The transcript has 23 exons. Lineage: Eukaryota; Metazoa; Chordata; Mammalia; Eulipotyphla; Soricidae. Gene Ontology annotation, cellular component: COG complex; membrane; cis-Golgi network. The record is from RefSeq and is a predicted model, not a curated record. The coding region runs from base 131 to 2617 and encodes 828 amino acids. Gene Ontology annotation, biological process: intracellular protein transport; Golgi organization; intra-Golgi vesicle-mediated transport.
UCCGGUCCGCCCCACCCGGACGCGGUGCCGCGCUGGAAGCCACGGUCCUCCCGGAAGUGGCCCGGACCUCUCGGUCGGGGUCCCCAGCGCACGGCUCUCGCCGUGGGCCCCGGGCGCGGCGGCGUUGGCGAUGGCGGAGCCGGCGCUGCUGCUGCCGUCCGAGACGGCGGCGGAGCGGGACGCUCGGGAGAAGCUCGUUUUCUGGGAUCGGAGACCGGACACGAAGGCGCCUCUGACCGACAGGCAGAGGGACUCGGUGCUGGAGCUGAAGGCGGCGGCGGAGAACCUGCCGGUGCCCAUCGAGCUUCCAGUUGAAGACCUGAGUAAUUUAACAUCCCAUUCAUUGUCCGUGGCACAUUCUUCACUCGUACCUGAAUCUAUGGAAGACAUUCUCUCGAAAGGUUUUACUUCCUUAGAAAUGGAGGAAGAAAGAAUCGAAACUGCUCAGCAGUUUUUCUCAUGGUUUGCAAAACUGCAAACUCAAAUGGAUCAGGAUGAAGAAACUAAAUAUAGACAGAUGAGGGAUUACUUGUCUGGGUUUCAGGAGCAGUGUGAUGCUAUAUUGAAUGAUGUAAACAGUGCUCUUCAGCAUCUGGAAUCAUUGCAGAAACAGUAUCUUUUUGUGUCCAAUAAGACAGGAACCCUACAUGAAGCCUGUGAACAGCUCCUCAAAGAACAGUCGGAACUUGUUGAUCUGGCUGAAAAUAUUCAACAAAAGCUUUCCUAUUUUAAUGAAUUGGAAACUAUUAACACAAAAUUGAAUUCUCCUACAUUGUCUGUGAAUAGUGAAGGAUUUAUACCUAUGCUGGCCAAGUUAGAUGAUUGCAUAUCUUAUAUCUCAUCUCACCCAAAUUUUAAAGAUUAUCCUGUUUAUUUAAUGAAGUUUAAGCAAUGUCUUUCUAAAGCUUUGCAUCUAAUGAAGACAUACACUGUGAACACACUACAAAACCUCACAAAUCAGUUAUUAAAAAGGGAUCCUUCAUCUGUACCGAAUGCGGACAAUGCCUUCACUCUAUUUUAUGUGAAAUUCAGAGCUGCUGCCCCCAAAGUUAGAACUCUUAUUGAGCAGAUAGAACAACGGUCUGAAAAAAUACCCGAAUACCAACAACUACUAAAUGAUAUCCACCAGUGUUACCUUGAUCAGCGGGAGCUCCUUUUGGGCCCUAGCAUUACUUGUACUGUAACAGAAUUAACCAGCCAGAAUAACAGAGAUCAUUGUGCCUUGAUUCGCAGCGGCUGUGCUUUUAUGGUUCAUGUAUGCCAGGAUGAGCACCAACUCUACAAUGAAUUUUUCACAAAGCCAACACCAAAAUUAGAUGAGCUUUUGGAGAAGCUGUGUGUGUCAUUGUAUGAUGUCUUCAGGCCAUUGAUUAUUCAUGUUAUUCACUUAGAGACUUUAUCAGAACUUUGUGGUAUUCUUAAAAAUGAGGUGCUUGAAGAUCAUGUACAGAACAAUGCUGAACAACUGGGGGCAUUUGCGGCAGGAGUGAAGCAGAUGUUAGAAGAUGUCCAGGAGCGGCUUGUCUAUCGAACGCACAUCUACAUCCAGACCGACAUCACGGGCUACAAACCCGCUCCUGGAGACCUGGCGUAUCCUGAUAAGUUAGUGAUGAUGGAGGAAAUUGCACAGAGUUUAAAAGAUGAACAGAAGAAAGUACCUUCAGAAGCCUCGUUUUCAGAGGUUCGGUUAGAAGAAGCAGAAUCCAACAGUCUAACAAAAUCUGGUUCAACGGAAUCUCUGAAUCCUAAGCCACAGACCACAAUUUCUCCAGCAGAUCUUCAUGGAAUGUGGUACCCGACAGUUCGAAGAACUCUUGUCUGUCUUUCCAAAUUGUACAGAUGCAUAGAUAGGGCGGUGUUCCAAGGACUCUCCCAAGAAGCCUUGUCUGCCUGCAUUCAGUCCUUGCUUGGAGCAUCGGAUUCCAUCAGCAAGAACAAGACUCAGAUUGAUGGACAACUUUUCCUAAUAAAGCAUCUUUUGAUUCUCCGUGAACAAAUUGCUCCAUUUCACACUGAAUUCACCAUUAAGGAAAUUUCCCUGGACCUCAAGAAAACUAGAGAUGCAGCAUUUAAAAUCCUGAACCCUAUGACUGUUCCAAGAUUUUUUAGGCUGAAUAGCAACAAUGCCUUGAUAGAAUUCUUGUUGGAGGGUACUCCUGAGAUAAGAGAACAUUAUCUCGACUCUAAAAAAGAUGUAGACCGCCACCUGAAGUCGGCCUGUGAGCAGUUCAUUCAGCAGCAGACCAAGCUGUUUGUGGAGCAGCUGGAGGAGUUCCUGACAAAGGUUUCAGCGUUAAAAACCAUGGCCAGUCAGGGAGGCCCCAAGUAUACUCUCUCCCAGCAACCUUGGGCACAACCAGCCAAGGUCAGUGAACUUGUGACAAAUGCAUACAAGGUAAUAAAAGCGAAGCUCCCUCUGACAUUGAGAAGCAUGUCCUUGUACCUCUCCAAUAAAGAUACUGAGUUCAUCUUGUUUAAACCUGUUAGGAAUAAUAUUCAGCAAGUCUUCCAAAAGAUUCACGUUUUGUUAAAGGAAGAAUUUAGCCCUGAGGAUGUCCACCUCAUUGCUUGUCCCUCUAUGGAGCAGGUGAAUGUCCUCCUGUCAGCGUCUAAGUAAGCAGGCCGCUGGCUUGGUGUGUCCAUGGACUGUCUGGUGGGGGUGGCCGGGAGGCCGGAGGGACGCCGAGGCCGUGUGUGGGGGCUUGUUUCUGAGAGCCACACUUGCGUGCUGCUCAGUGCUGACCGGAGAGCGAAACUGAAGCCACACCUUGAGAGACUGGUCCUUCCCUCUUGAAAACAUCCAAAUGCCAAAGAUGCAUCAUCUCUGGGUGAUGGUGCCUGCCUUGUUGAAGUUGGUCGCAAGAAUUAUCCAUCGUUUGGGCCGUAGCCCUGAUAGGGCCAUGGUCACAUGGUUCUUAGCAAAAGAUGUGCAAUGGAAAUAGCUUCCAAAUGCGUAGUGCAGAGAACGUUACAGAAACACAGCUUGUUAGAAAGCUCCUAAGAUUAAGGUUUCUCCGAGCGUGAAACACAGCAACACUUUCCACCACUGAGCAUUCCACAGUGACUAUUGCUAUAACUUUGUUGUUACUUCCCAAAAUGUCAUUUCCCCACUCCAAUGUGAUGUUUCUCCUGGCCCUUGGAAGUGUUCUCUCUGGAAAUUCAGGGUGUUACCUGGCAGUGGGGCUGACCUGAGGCUGUUUCCAGCGCAAGGCCCUCAUGUCGGAACCCCCGACUUCGCACCCCUUAGGUGCAGCUCGUAGGUGCAAAAGUAUUCAGAAAGCCCAGGGCAGCCGUCUCAUGCUCCGCACGUGAGCCACUGUUAGAAUGUGUGAGGCGCAGUAGUCAGUGUUUGCGAGUGGGAAGGACCAGUUUAAGUGUCUUAAAUCGCCAACAUGAUUUAAGGAGAGGAGGCAGCCCGAUGGGCAGCAGACCUCACGCACGAAGGUCGGGGCCCCCACCUCCUGCCUGCUGACUUCAUUUCAAAGGUUCUUUGGAAAGGACCUAUGAUGUGUCCCAGCCUGGUGGCUCUCUCCCUGCCACAGCCGAGACCCAAGGAUGGAGACCACGUGCCCCUCAAACCACCCACCCUGGCAGGGAGCAUCACGGGGUGCAUGCAGGCAUUGCUUGGCCAGUACCUCGUUCCUCAUGGGAUGGUGUUUGCUCUGAUGUUGGAGUAAAUGCUUGCUAUUUGGUCCCAAAGGAAUUUUAUUUCACACACGUGUGUACACAUGGAACCCGAGGCAGCCUGGGGAAUGAAACCCGCACACCAGUGAUGGGCAGCCAGUGAUGGGCACUUGGUGUGCCAUGGCGGCAGCCUGCCCAGCCCUGCACAAAGUUUCCCUGCUGCCCGUUUAAACUGGCGACCGGUGUCGAUCCGUAAAGCUUAGUACUCUGUAUUAUGGUCAAAAGGGUCCAGCGUCUUUCUUUGGCACGAAAUGAGUGAAUUAGGAAGAUUGUACCUACUUACACUUUUAAAUACAUGUUUGAUGAAUGAAAACACCCAGUUUUGUGUAUUAUAUGUACAUUUGAUUUUUUAAAAUAGCCUUUCCAAAGAAAUGAGGGCAUGAUUAUUGUAUAAUACUAUGACUGGCUUAAUUAAUGUACAGUCCAGAGUGUAUUCUUAAGGGUAAAAAUAUUUGACAGCGCUCUUGUCAAAUUCUUGUGUUUUGAAUGUUAUUUCUGAAACACUGAAAUACCUUACAAAGUGCUGCGUAGGUACUAGUGAUCCAACUUGUUUGCUAAAUGAGUAUUUGUUUAAAUCUGUACAGUUCAAGUGUUUACUUAUACAGAGUGUACAUACUUUCAAAUAAUUAAUUUAAAAUGCUUUAUAUUAUUUGCUAGAAAUUGUUGUUUUUAAUAAAUGUGGAUUUUUAAAAAAUAAAGUUUUUUGCUUCCUAC